Molecule: messenger RNA, 975 nt
Organism: Coniosporium apollinis CBS 100218
Lineage: Eukaryota; Fungi; Ascomycota; Dothideomycetes
Product: arginase
Exons: 4
Coding region: 1-975 (324 amino acids)
Cellular component (GO): nucleus; cytoplasm; cytosol
Molecular function (GO): manganese ion binding; arginase activity
Source: RefSeq, a predicted model, not a curated record
AUGACUUCAGCUCCAACCAUGCAGCCAAGCUUUCUUCCCAGCCGUAACGAGCUCGGCGUCGUCGCGGUUGGGUUUUCCGGCGGCCAGACAAAAUCAGGCGUCGAUGCCGCCCCGAUGGCCCUCAUCGAGGCCGGACUUAUCCAGCAGCUGGAAACCGAUCUCGAUUUCAAGGUCACGUUUGACGGCCAGGUCCACUCUUACACCGAGAUCAUGCCCGCCGACGAUCCCGACUACCGCAACAUGAAGAAGCCAAAGUCCGUCAGCGCCGUCACUCGAGCUGUCAGCCAACAGGUGUACGAGCAUGCGUCAGCGGGCCGGUUUGUACUCACGCUUGGCGGCGAUCACUCCAUCGCCAUUGGCACCAUCUCUGGCACGGCAAAGGCGACGAGAGAGCGCAUAGGCCGCGACAUUGCAGUGAUCUGGGUAGACGCUCACGCGGAUCUCAACACGCCCGAGACGAGCGAGAGUGGCAACAUCCAUGGCAUGCCUGUGGCAUUUCUGACGGGACUGGCGAAGGAGGACCGGGAGGACUGCUUUGGAUGGAUCAAGGACGACCACAGGAUUAGCACGCGGAAGCUGGUGUACAUCGGCCUCAGGGAUAUCGACAGGGGGGAGAAGAAGCUCCUGAAGGAGCACGGGAUCAAGGCUUUUUCGAUGCAUGAUAUCGAUCGAUAUGGCAUCGGUAAAGUCAUGGACAUGGCACUUGGCUGGAUUGGCACGGAUACACCGAUCCACUUAUCAUUCGACGUAGACGCUAUUGACCCCAUGUGGGCGCCCAGCACUGGCACGCCGGUCAGAGGCGGAUUGACGCUGCGGGAGGGAGACUUCAUUGCGGAGUGCGUUGCGGAGACUGGCAGUCUGAUCGCGUUGGAUCUUGUGGAGGUCAACCCAAGCCUCGAGGAAGCGGGCGCUCACGAGACCAUCCGAGCCGGAUGCUCCAUUGUGCGCUGCGCUCUGGGCGACACUCUGCUAUGA